Molecule: messenger RNA, 1167 nt
Organism: Cornus florida
Lineage: Eukaryota; Viridiplantae; Streptophyta; Magnoliopsida; Cornales; Cornaceae
Exons: 1
Coding region: 184-879 (231 amino acids)
Source: RefSeq, a predicted model, not a curated record
UCUCUCUCUCUCUCUCCCCCCACGCAUAUAAGAAAGUCUUUUACAAGAUCAACCCUCCAAUCCACCACUCCUCUCAUCCAUCACCAUCUCCACCACUUCUCUCUCUCUCUCUCUCUCUCACACACACACACACACACACAGAGUAGUACCAGGAUCAAGAUCAAGAUCAAGAGGCUAGGAAAAAUGGGGAAUAGAUACAACCACCAUCUUCAUCAUCAUCAAAACCUCCAUAACAACACCACAUACUUGCCAAUUUUGUGUUCACGCCCAUCCAUCAAAGAUGUCCACCUCUCCCGAUGGCACGACCGCUCCACCACCUCUUCCUCCGCCUCCUCCACCUCCUCCUCAAAGGACCCUUCGUCGCCGAGAGUCAGCUGUGUAGGCCAAGUCAAGAUCAGAAACAACAAAACCACCAUCAUUGCCUACGCAACUCCCACCAGACCCACCACCACCACCACCACCACCACCACCAAAGACAACCACAACCUCACACCAUACUCCAAGCUCAAAAGGCUCUUUUCUACCAAAAAUCUCUCCACCACAGCCACCACCACCACUAGAACUAGUAGUACUGGUGUAAGUUGUAGAAGAGAGAUGAUGAUCAUGGGUAGUCCGAGAAGAAGGUCCAAGUGUAGAGAUGAAACCAGAACUAAUAAUUAUGAAAGAAGAACUAAUAAUUAUGUUCAUCCGGUGGUGGAUGUCGCGGAGAUGGAUCCACCAUUGCCGGUGAUCAAGAAGGUGCAACAACCCGGGGAGGGCCGUGAUGAAGUCAACCUUUGGAAGAGGAGGUCUGCUGCUCAUGGGGUGGCACUCAAAAGUUUAAAGAUUCAACAAAUUCAUAUACCCAACAAUCAUUUUCUUCAACCAACCACUGUGUGAACAAGACAGACUCCAAUUAAUUUGAGGUAAUUAAUAUCUUGGGGGAAUUAAAAAUGUAAAUUAUUUGUUUUAAUUUUCUAAGUAAAAUGUAGAGUUUAGAUAAAUGGUGAAAAAAAAAAAAAAGGCCAAAAAGGUCAUGGCCCUCUCUCUCUCUCUCUCUCUUUUCAAAUUUAAAUUUUUUUGGUGGGAUAGGGAUAAAAGAGGUCAGUAAUCAUAAGAAACUUAAUUUUUUGUAUGCCAAUCUUUAUUUAAAGUUUGGAAAUUAAAGGAUGACCUUUUUUAAUAUCA